This is a messenger RNA of Aedes aegypti (yellow fever mosquito), 1319 nucleotides long. RefSeq names its product odorant receptor Or2 (gene Or57). The coding region runs from base 719 to 1027 and encodes 102 amino acids. Lineage: Eukaryota; Metazoa; Arthropoda; Insecta; Diptera; Culicidae. The transcript is spliced from 4 exons. Gene Ontology annotation, cellular component: plasma membrane. The record is from RefSeq and is a predicted model, not a curated record. Gene Ontology annotation, molecular function: odorant binding; olfactory receptor activity. Gene Ontology annotation, biological process: sensory perception of smell; detection of chemical stimulus involved in sensory perception of smell.
CAAUCCAGUAACGAUGACUACGCAAAGAACGCCACCGUUUCAGCUAAUGUCCGCCUCGUUAAAACUGUGCAAGUGGUUUGGACUUUGGAACGAGUCCAAUCUGAGCAGACCCUGUUGGCAAACCGUAUUCGUCAUUUUUUGUCUGCUCUUUUGGUACAUACUACCAGGAUAUCUGUACAUUGCACGUGGCGAGAAAACGCUUCAGACUCUUCUGAAGCCUAUUAUAGAGAUUUUUGCGAUGUCCGUAAUUACGAUUAGGUGCAUCUAUCACAUAUUCAACCGUAAGAAUCUCCAAGAGUGUUUCGUUGAUCUUCAAGAAGCAAUAUCCGCUUUCAAAAACUGUCCGUAUGAAGACGUUCGACGAACUUUGAAACAUUUGCAUAAAUCAGCCCACUAUGUCGUCAAGAUCUACGUAUCCAUCGUGUUCAUCCAAGCCAGUGCCUACGGAGUAGUUCCCGCUGCUCUUAUCACUUACCAGUAUUGUACGUCCGAUGAGAUGAUCCAAUUACCAUCAGCGGUGAUGGACGCAGACUAUGUACUGUUCGACCAAGUGCGCACGUUGCCUGGAAAAUGUACUAAACCCUCUGCUGGCAUUAUGGUAUUGUACCUGCAUAGUUCAAACGUGUUAUUUGCUGUUUGUCGUCAGCAUGGUAUGACGCAUCCACAGUGCUGCGUCCAACGUGGUUCUUAAUUAUUCUAAUUCCUGCAGAUCGAUGACAUGGUCGUAAUCGCAUCGAUGAUAUUCGUUCUGCAGUAUACCAUAUUUCUCAUAUUUUCGUUCUCGAUGUUGGGAGCUGAAGUCAUGGAAGAGAGCGCUCGGGUGUCCGAUGCCGUCUACAAUUCGAAUUGGUACAUGCGAAUGCCUGCCGAAAGACGUCUGCUGUGGUUCAUGAAGCUGAGAUCGGAUCGACCGGUGGGCAUAACUGCUGUAAAAUUCUUCUUCGUCAAUAGGUCUACUUUUGCGGAGGCCAUGAAAACGGCUUUUUCAUUUUUCACUAUUAUGCGGCGGUUCUACGGAGAAGAGUAGUUGCUGUAAGUUUCAUCAUGAGAGUUCGAAUGAUGUAUUAGACAAAACUCUUGCUCUUAGUAUUGUUUCACACUACUUUUGUUCAAAUUCAUACAUAUGAAACGCUAGGGUAAAGCUUAUUAGUUUGAUUUGAUUGCACAAGGUGGAAAUUGUGUAAGAACGAUCGGACCGUAACACUUAGACGGAAGUAUUAUAAUUUGAAAUCAAAUUUGACAAAUUGAUUUAGAUUGACGUGCAAAGUCAUCAAUGACAAAAGAACAGGGGAUAGACAAAAUGGUUGAGAUAGGCAAAU